UAAUUAGGAAGAAAUUAGAAAAGAAUUAAAAAGAGGUGAAAGGAUAUGGCCCGAAUAUGAAAGAUCCCUGUUUUUAUUUAUUCACAAAUAAGCCCAAACCCAAUCGUCUCCAUUCUUCUUCCCCCACUGCAGCUCAACUCGGGUAAAUAUAAGAUUAUAAGGAAAGAAAAAAUCUGAGAAUCCGCAUAGAGAAACGAUGAGAUCUUUUCACAUUAUAUUGAUCUUUUCACUUCUUGUUCUAUGCUGUAUGCGUCUUACCAAAGCCGAGGUCAUUACGCUCACGGCCGAUACCUUCAAUGACAAGAUAAAUGAGAAGCAUACUGCUUGGUUCGUGAAAUUUUGUGUUCCUUGGUGUAAGCAUUGUAAAAACUUGGGAACAUUAUGGGAAGAUUUAGGGAAGGCAACAGAAGGAGAUGAUGUGAUAGAGGUUGGAGAGGUUGAUUGUGGCACAACUAAAUCAGUAUGUCAAAAGGUUGAUAUCCAUUCUUAUCCAACAUUCAAGCUAUUUUACAAUGGAGAAGAGGCUGCAAAAUAUCAAGGGCCAAGGGAUGUGGAAUCACUGAAACUGUUUGCAUUAGAAGAGACAGAAAAGGCAGAAGCGAAAGCCGAAAGCCACGAGGAUAAAGAAUUAUAACAUUAUUCUUUGGUAAACAUUAGUCUUCACUAUAUUGUGUUUGAGGGUUCCUUUCUGGCCCAAUGCCUGUUUGAAUCAAUGAUUUACAGUUAUCACUGUUUCUUCUCCUAUAAAUCCGUCUGCACGGAGCAGUUUUGCAUGGUUUCCUGGGAACGCGUCGACACAAAAACACGGAAUGUCAAUCUAUCACGGCUGAUGUCACGACUGGUGUCUUGUAGUUUCCUUUUUUUCAUUCUUCUGGCUACUCAGUGUUAGUUUUGUUUUGAAUGAUUUGUUCCUUAAAUUUGCUACCUUUGGUUACAUACAAAGAUGGUUUAGUUUGAUUGUGGUAAUAGAAUGGUGAAUAACGUUCGACAGGAAAAAUUUGAACUGUUCUUUAAAAAUCAAGUUUUACCCCCUCC
Cuscuta campestris is the source of this 1035-nucleotide messenger RNA. NCBI's taxonomy places the organism in Eukaryota, Viridiplantae, Streptophyta, Magnoliopsida, Solanales, Convolvulaceae. The record is from the annotation of a GenBank genome assembly.